CCUCAAUCUGUACCAAUACAAUGCUCAUCUUCCCUUGUUCGAGUUGAACCCCCCAAACGCUGUUCCUGCAUUGGGCCCUCCCCAGAUGACGUAGCCUUGCAGCUUCAUCUCGACUUCCUCUCCCCUCCUCGCGUGCUUGCUUACCGCCGCCUGCCAUUUCCCAAGCUUCACCGUAGUCCAGGCGGAGAGCCUCGUGCGCAGGAUCCCCGGUGCUACACCCUCGCCGCAGUCGUGAUGGCCUCCCCGUCUUCACCAGGCCGGUCUAACAGGCCUAGCUUGGGAAAAAACUCUUUGGGGAGAAGCAACAGCUAUCUGGAUGACCAUCUCGAAUACAGGUCACAUCAAAGCGGCCCAACGACGAGUAUCGAUGGAGUUCUCGAUCGCCAGCCUACUCGGAGUCCUCGUAACACCAUAUCAAGCGCAUCCCUGGCGUCUAGGAGAUCGGUCAGUGCAAUCGCACCUUCGCCCAUUGUGUCUCAAGAGAGUGGAACUGUGUAUACAAUGUCGCAUACCAAUUGCAUAGCCGAACUGGGCGAUCCCGCCAGGAUUGUUGCGACUAUCUUCUACAACUCAAAGUCUCCGCGACACCCACACGUCCACCCCGAUCAGUCACCUCCCGCAAAGCCUACGGAUCCCAUGCCAAUGCCAGAAAUCGCCGAAGGUUCUGCUCCAACAACCAGCAUAUCGGAAUACCCGCUGGAACCGCCUGCACCUGAGCCUGAGCCCCUCGAUCACAUCUACGGUGCAUACGUCUCACAACUAUGCUUGACGCAUUUCUUGUCAACUCUGGAUUCGCUCCUCAUCCACAACAAGCCGGAGGAACGAAGGUUGACCUCUUCGCACCGGUGCCUGUCGCCUGACCCAGCAAAACCCCGAGUUGUCGAGGUCACCUUCAGUCCACCUCCAAAUCCAGAGUAUCUCCCGUUCGACCUAAUCACCAAACACGAAUCCAUCUAUAAAUUCGAACGGGAAUGGAAUUGUGAAGUCAUUCUCCAACCGUCGACGGUUUUCCGCCGCCACAAGCGCCUUUGCGUUUUCGACAUGGACUCGACCCUGAUUCAACAAGAGGUCAUCGACGAGAUUGCUGCGUUCAUUGGUGUCAAGAAAGCCGUCGCCGCCAUCACCGAACGCGCGAUGAAUGGUGAACUCGAUUUCUCUGCCUCUCUCAAAGCCCGCGUUGCCCUCCUCAAGGGUGUACCUGCCGACGUCUUUGAGCAUCUGAAGCCCAAGAUUGUCAUCACGCCGGGCGCCAGAGAACUCUGCAAAUGUCUCAAGCGGCUCGGUUUUACACUCGCCGUGCUAAGUGGUGGUUUUCAGCCUCUCGCAGACUGGCUCGCCCACGAACUCGGCCUGGACCAUGCCUUUGCCAAUCACCUUGUCGUGGACCACGCGAGUAACACGCUGACGGGCGAGCUCAACCCAGACUACCCAAUCGUCGACGCGCAGCACAAGCGGAACCUGCUGAUCAGUUUGGCGAGCACCAAGGACAUUCCGCUCGCGCAGACCAUGGCCGUCGGAGAUGGAGCUAACGACAUCCCCAUGCUCAAGACUGCCGGGUUGGGCGUCGCGUGGAACGCAAAGAGCAAAGUCCAAAUGGAGGCGCCGGCGCGCUUGAACAUUGGGAAGAGCAUGCUUGACCUGGUGUACCUCUUAGGCUUGACGGAGCACGAAAUCCAAGAGUUACUGAACGCUUCUUAGACUCAGACUCCUAGGUAGUUGGAAGUGCUUGGGAGUGACGCCUCCGAGUGAGACUUCAUGCAUUCGGGUACUGACCAUAUGGGUCUUCACGAUCACUGUUUUUCACACCGGUACGCGUACUGGGAGGAAGUAGAGGGCUGGCGUAUAACGACAGGCAUGAAAUCGCGUGGGAAUAUACGUACACGAACGCGCCAGCGAGCAAGCAGAUCCAAUCUGAUCACUGAGUAUCGACGGCCCUGGCGCCCCGUAUUCUUUUUCCGGGAGAGUACACCUUAGGUAGAGCAGUACUUGUCAGACCGGAAACGACAAUACCUGUAGAAGUCGACAUUGGGUCUCUUCUGAGAUAGUGGUGUAUGGGUUACAUGCACACGAAUAAAGAAAGCCAUUCAACAACACUUCUACUGCUCUUAUGGAGACUACGUAACCAGUAUUGUCACGGUAGUUGUGAGUUCUCACGACUGCAUCCGUAGGACAAGCCACCAAGGUAGAGAAAACAAUUCGAU
Exophiala oligosperma is the source of this 2201-nucleotide messenger RNA. RefSeq names its product phosphoserine phosphatase SerB. Gene Ontology annotation, molecular function: L-phosphoserine phosphatase activity; magnesium ion binding. NCBI's taxonomy places the organism in Eukaryota, Fungi, Ascomycota, Eurotiomycetes, Chaetothyriales, Herpotrichiellaceae. Bases 235 to 1698 code for a protein of 487 amino acids. Gene Ontology annotation, biological process: L-serine biosynthetic process; dephosphorylation. The transcript has a single exon. The record is from RefSeq and is a predicted model, not a curated record. Gene Ontology annotation, cellular component: cytoplasm.